Messenger RNA from Vicia villosa (hairy vetch), 2592 nucleotides. Its product is annotated as F-box protein At1g60400-like. The coding region runs from base 201 to 1502 and encodes 433 amino acids. The transcript has 4 exons. Gene Ontology annotation, molecular function: protein binding. The record is from RefSeq and is a predicted model, not a curated record. Lineage: Eukaryota; Viridiplantae; Streptophyta; Magnoliopsida; Fabales; Fabaceae.
AUCCUCUUCCCCCUCUCCUAUCAUGAAACAUGCUAUGGAAGCAAAAACAAACGAUCCAAAAAGUUGCAAUGAUGUAAUAGAACGGAGACUCAGUUACUAAAAGAGUAAGAUAAUAGAUAACCAAGGACAAGCAGCAAAACCAAAACCUAAAAGGGACAGAACCCCCAAAUCCAUUAACGUGGCUUAGCAUAAACCCUAAAAUGCGUAGAUUUAAAUCUGUUGUCUUUUCUGAUUUGAGUUCCAGUUUCAUUGUACAGCUUCUAGCUUCUGCAACUCAAACCAACAAUCUCGCUUGCAAGGUAAUGUCUAAUUCCGUGACGAAGAAAGUUAAAGUUACUGAUGAUGUACAGAAAGACAUGCUCAGCGAUUUACCCGAUUGCAUUAUCCUUCACAUACUCUCUUUUCUGAGGACCAAACACGCCAUUAGAACUGGCAUUUUAUCUUCAAGAUGGAAGCAUCUCUGGAAACGUCUUCCAGCUCUUAUACUUUGGAGAUCAGAUUUUCAAUGUUAUAAUAUAUUCAUAGAAUUCAUGCGUAAGGUUUUAUCUCUUCGCGAUUCCUCUGUGUCAUUGCACACUCUCGACUUUGAGGAUAUAUCUCAUCUCUUGGAGCCUCACAUACUUGAAUGGAUUGUGAAUUAUGCUAUUUCACACAAUGUUCAACGCUUACAAUUUAGUAUAACUAGUGUCGUCGAACAAAUUCCUCUUACCUUACUAUCAUCGCAGACUUUAACACAUCUUAACCUUUCAGUUUGUUAUGAAUGUAAAAGCCUGUUUCCAAAAUCUCUCAAUUUGCCAGCAUUAUCUACCUUGGAACUAGGCAAUUUUACAUUUUAUAAAGACUCUGAACCAUUUUCAACCUUUAGUAGGUUGAAAAGUUUGCUCAUUUCUGAUUGCAACGUGGAAGGCGCAGGAACCCUCUGCAUAUCAAGCGCAACCCUCGUCAAUUUUACGAUGCACGUUGAGUCAGACUUAGACAACUAUUAUAAAAUUGAUCUUUGCACUCCGAGUCUUUCUACAUUUGCUUUUCGUGGAUAUCCUUAUCAGGAUAUCUCUGGUAGCAAUAUUUCUUCUCUUAAACAUGUAGAUAUUGACGCAGGAGUAUUUCCAUAUAGACUUGAUGGGCCUCCUUUGUUUCUGUUCAAUUGGCUCCCAGAAUUUGCUAAUAUAAAAUCAUUGACAGUCACUGCAAGUACUCUCCAGGCUCUCUCCUUAGUUCCUGAAUUGUUGGAGUUUAAGAUUCCUUUCAUGUGUAAAUUGAAGUUUUUGAAAGUGAAAAUUGAGGAAAUUGAAUAUGAACUUCGCAUGAUGUUGCGCGAUGUCAAGUUACUGAACGUCGAGUCAAAGAAAGAAGCUGCCAGGAUACAGGAAGCAUUUAAUUUAGGAUUGGAACCGUCUCCGCUCGUACCUGAUGAAAUUGUGGACUUCUUGCUUCAAAAUUCACCCUCAGCUAAAGUUGACUUGGUUGAUUGCAGACAAAAACCUCUUAGACGGAGAUUAUAAUUGGUACCUGCCAGGUUGUUAUAAUCUUUCAGACAAAGGAUGUCCUUACUGCAAAACUCCUGAUAGAAGAUAUUAAGUGAUCCAUUAUAUGAAGGGCUAUAGACAUUGGUCCCUUUGUCGGAAAUUACUCAUGUCGCUCUAGAAGCAAUGAUACAAGAUUGUUAAGUUGGGUAAUGAGUUUGUGUUAUUAAUGUUUGGAAAGUUGGGAAGUGCCAAUUUUUUUUUUAUGCAUUUAUGUUCUUUGACGAUUUUCCCUGAGUUUGUGGGUUGUUCAUUGAGAUCAAAGCCUCGUUAUACAAAGAUUAACGCUUAUUUGAUCAUUUAUUUUGCAGGCUAUUUUGAAUAUAUGUUUUGUGAUGUGGUAGUUUCACAUUUCCAAGAUUGUUUCAAUUAGGAUUUAAAUCCGAGUACUCUUAAUCAAUUUGUAGGUUUAGCUAUAGUGACCUAGAGAUAAAAAGUAAUUUUAAAAGGUCAUAUGCAAGAAAAAUGAUGUCAAUUUAAUAAAAUUUGAAUGAUAUGUUAUAAGAUUUGAAUUAAAGGUUAAUGUUAUUGUGAGUGAAAUACUAUUUGUCAAAUCAUCCCAUCACACUAGAAUUUGUCCUAUUUGUUGAUUAUUGUUGUUGGUAAAACAUUCCUACAGAAUGUUCGGUAGUGUCAGGUUUGGACUGUGAUCAUACAUUCAUACUAGAUGUAUUGCGUCUGUGUUUAUAUGCAUCUGUUGCUACAAGUGGGAUUGGUGGCUAGAGAUGGUCAUAAAAGAUUCAUGAUAAAGCUUAUAUGUUGCAAUGUUUUCCCUCUCUGAUUUGUAAUCAAUAAAGAUAUCAUAUCCCAUGAUUUUGUGCUACCAAAUGUAUUGUUCCUGCGUUUGAAUUGUUUGAUUGGUGACAAAUUUAAGGCUCUUUUGAUCAAUUUGGAUGAUGAGCUUGUCUCUCAAUAUAAUGUGGAAAUAUCAUCAUUUAAAAAAUAUGACAAUUUAAAGUAAAAACAGGUGACAUAGAGAAAAUAUCUGCUGACAUAUCAUAUACGAACUUCUAAAUAAUUCAUGAUUCAAGUCAUAAAUGGCAAGAGAAAAGUGGCAAGAUAUAUUAAC